AUGCCAUUACAUAUCUAUAUCGCUCACUCGGGAGAGCACCUACUGGCGGAUCCGGUCGUGUUUGCUUCACCGGAAUCGCUUCGAACAUGGAUUGCCCGGCAAACGUCCAUUCCGAUCUCUAGGCAAAUAUUGAUGACCGCGCAAGGAAAGAAUGUCAAGACUCAAACAUUGGCGACCGAGACCGAAAUCUUCGUCUACGACCGGCAGUAUGUCAGCGAACCGGCCGACUUUGAGGUCCCUGGGCUUCAGCCUACAGAGCCAUUUCAACCACAGAGGCCCCCGGCUUCCUUGGCUGACCAGAACGACCUUCAAUCAUGGCGGAAUCUCUUCAAAACAAGAAAAGACUGGGCCAGGGAGCUAGCUUCACAGUGCGAAUCAAUGGACAACAAGACCAAGGACCAUCAUGACCGAAUCGAUGUCAUCACCCGUGCCGUAGGUGUCGCGCUCGAGAACCUCAAAUCGCACGUGGGCAGCCUUGAGCAUCGCUUUCAGGAGGCACAAACGUGGGCCAACAAUCUUCUUGAGGAGCAGCAGGCCGCGCUAGACGGUUGGCAACGCGCCCUCGGCUCACUUGAGAAGAUUCCAGCACGCAAGGAUUUUCCGAUGCUUGGACGACCAUCCACGCCCAAGAAGGAUGCUCACAAGCCAACAGGGACGCUCCGGGACUUUGUGGAUGCCAAUGAAGUGUAUCAGGCAGGGGCAGAUGCGUCGGACCUGUGUCCGCGACUUGCUGGUCAAGUCCGAGCGCUUGAAGAAGCCGUUGGUGGGAUUGCGUCCGACACACAGGCCUUGGUGGAUCAGACGGUCGCAAAUAUGGCAGAUAGGGAGGUUGGCUUGUUGGAGGAGGUAGAGACCCUUGCAAAGAAGAUUGGUUCUGACUACGAACACGUACUUGGCCUGCAAAACAACCCCAAGACGCUGGCGAAUGUUUCCAGACUUGCUUUCAAUCACACUCAAAAUCUAUUACCAUCCUUACUAGAUCUCAGCAGCGAUGUCUACCAAACCUUGGAGCGGGCACUUCGCCAGCGAAACGAUGCUGAGAAAGCCGCUUUGCGGCAGAUGCGAACGAUAUCAUCCAUCGAGUCACGCCUGGCAGACGCUCACGCUCAGCUUGCCGAUUUGGGCUUUGACACCAAGUCAUUCGACAUUCUCUACGCGGUUUUCCAGAUGCCACUGAUUUACGGAUCAGUGCUCAUCGAGUCCGUCCGGCGCCGUGAAUGGAACGAGAAGAUCAAGACCGAUUCCGAAUGUUUAGCAGAGGAGAUGACCGUCCUCAGAGAUGAGGAGCAUCGGCGUCGACGGAAGUGGGUGAAGAGUAUGGGCGAGUUUAUUUCCUUUGGAGACACCACAACACCAGCAAUAGAGAUCAAGCUUCAGAUGCAGGACACCGAUUGGCCAGAAGUCGCUCGGGCAGAGAUUGAGACAUAUAUCGAUGAUCUGCGGAAUAAGCACUCCCUCGCGGACGUCGCCGACGAGCUAGGCAACCAGCUCAAGGAUCUGGAUCAGCCAACACGACAGCAAAGGCGACGAGCGAAAGCCUUCAAGAAUGGCAGCGUCUUUGAUCUCAGUCGAAGCUCAAUGCUGCUUCGUGGCGAUGAGAUCGUACGAAGUCUGCAAGAGCAGAAAGUCAAAUUAGAAGAGCGAUUGAAGGGGUCCGACAGCCGCAUUCGAAAAUUAGAGGAUUUACUCCAUCGCCAAAGCCAUAUGAGUCGUCCUUCAAGUGGAAAUUUUGGAAAUGAUUUUUCCGUCUCACCUGCAUCACCUCACCCCGACGCUCUCUCGAGACGCUCCUCUGUCUCAUCAAGGCGGGUCUCUGUGACUCAGUCCCCCGAGGAUAAAGCUCUGGUUCAACGCAUUGUCACCUUGGAAGCUGAACUCAAUGCGGAGAGAGAAACGGUUCAACGGCUUCUCAAGGAAGCUCACGCUGAGCGUCAAUCGAGUUCGGACAAGUAUCAAGAAGCUCAAUCAACCAAGCAGGAUCUCAUUGGGAAUCUUGAAGCGCGACAACGCGAAUUCGAAGACGAGCGAAGAUACCUGGAUGUGGAAUUGAAAAGAUUCAGACUUCGCGCGGAAGAGGUCGAGGAGGAGCUUGACCGGCUUGUUGAUAGUCGAGACCACGAGAGACAAGAGAUGGAAGAGCGACUUCAGCAAAUGGACACUGACCUGCAGGCAGCGCGUGCCCAGACCGCUGAGGUUGACCGCAGGGCGGAAGAUCUCAGCAAUCAAUUCGCCUCUCUCCAAAGCAGGGAAGCCGAGCUCCAAAAAGGAUUCGAUGAUUUGAAGUGUCAGCGCGGUGAGCUGAGUGAAAAGGAAAGGGAAUAUUGGACUGCUCUUCAGGCAGCGUUCCUAAUUCUUUCACCCGGUGGAAUGGUACCGACCGAGCUACCCGAUAUGAUCAAAGCCAUCGAGGUUCUAUCUGAGGGAUUGUCGAUCCAUGCUAGAAAUGCGGAGAGCAAUGCCUCGAGAUUGACGGACGAGAACAAAGAACUCGAGGAAAAAAUUUCACAACUAUCUUAUGAACUCGAGGGAAGGCUCAAGGUCGCCGAAGACCGGGAGGCUGAAAUCAGUAGAUUGUCGCAGCAGCUGAAAGAAGAAGCGUCGAAUCUCGAGUUUGUCAAAUCUGAACUGGACCAAGAGCGCUCCAGGCUCAACAUGCUGCAGACUCAAGUUUCAGCCGGCGAAAAUGGAUCCGAUGCCUUGCGGGAACAAAUCGCCGAGGGCGAACGUCUCUGUGCGGAUUUAACACGCAAGUUGGUCGACACCGAGUCCCACGCCCAAGAGCUAGAAAAUAAGGGUAAAGAUUGGGAAAAAAGAAUGGAGGAUGUUUUACAAACAAAUCAGCACGCUACAUCGCGACUCGAAGCCCGCGGCGAUAAAGCUCAUGAAUUGUCUAGGCAAAUUUAUACGCAGGUUGAGAAAUUGGAACGCAUGCUCGAGCAGCUUGGUUUCGCAAUCAUCCAGCAAGAUGGUCGUUUGCUCGUUCAGCGUGCAUCCAAGCUGAGCACUUCCUCAACGCUUGGCGAAAGCAUUGCUCAAUCAGGCAUCGUCACAGCGAGGCCUGAUACGAGCCUUCUUGACUGGAUGCGCGCAGAAAGCCUCGAAGAUGAACACACUCGUUUCAUUACGUUCAUGGACAGUCUGAAGCAGUUUGACGUUGCAAUCUUCGGAGAUGUGGUUGUCAAACGGGUCAAAGAUAUCGAGACUUUGGCGCGCAAGUGGCAAAAAGAAGCCAAGGUCUAUCGUGAGAAGUAUCACCGAGUGCAAAGCGAAGCCCAUGAGAAGAUCGCAUAUAGAUCCUUCAAGGAGGGGGAUCUUGCUCUUUUCCUCCCCACGCGCAACCAAGCUAUCCGCUCAUGGGCCGCUUUCAACGUCGGAGCGCCGCACUACUUCCUUCGUGAGCAAGAUUCUCACAAACUACAGACACGAGACUGGUUGUUGGCUCGUAUCAGCAAGAUCGAGGAACGGGUGGUCGACCUGUCAAAGUCGCUCAGCAGUGUCACACCUGAUCGGCGCUCGCUCGGCGAUGCCAGCGACGGUGCCUCGAUUGACGAAAAUCCCUUUGAGCUGUCCGAUGGCCUUCGUUGGUAUCUUCUUGACGCCAUGGAAGAAAAACCGGGAGCUCCAGCGACGCCCGGAAUUGCCAAAAGUACAGUUGCUUCGGCCAAUGUGGACGCCAAGGGCAGCAUUCGUCUCAAGCGGACCACCGAAGAAAGUACCGUCGCACGGACCCUAUCCAAGAGUCUUGAAAGCCGUCGCAACAGUUCGAACUCGAAACGGGGCUCAUCUACGCCCUCGCAGGUAGGCAACGACUCGGGUUCCAAUCUCGUGCGUCCAGCCGAAGCAGAGUCUAGCACCCAACCUCGUGAUUCUGACUUGGCACCCGAUGAGGUGCGCCGUGAUCUACUCUUCGGCCCGUGA
Messenger RNA from Penicillium oxalicum, 3918 nucleotides. It is a transcript of the gene atg11, whose product is annotated as autophagy protein ATG11. The transcript has 3 exons. Gene Ontology annotation, biological process: autophagy of peroxisome; autophagy of mitochondrion; positive regulation of protein phosphorylation. Gene Ontology annotation, cellular component: phagophore assembly site membrane; extrinsic component of membrane; Atg1/ULK1 kinase complex. Bases 1 to 3918 code for a protein of 1305 amino acids. The record is from RefSeq and is a predicted model, not a curated record. Gene Ontology annotation, molecular function: molecular adaptor activity; protein kinase binding. NCBI's taxonomy places the organism in Eukaryota, Fungi, Ascomycota, Eurotiomycetes, Eurotiales, Aspergillaceae.